AUGAGCAGUCUGGCGUCCGGGGCUCCCCGGCGGCGUCUCGGGCUGUCUGACCGUCUCCUCUUCUGCAGGUGCAUCUACGUCCGCAGCCUCAUCACGCGGCAGCGGCUGCUGCUCCCGCGGCGGUUGCGCCAGGCCCGGGGACGCACAGGGACGGCGGGCGACCGCCCACGACGGCCAAUCAUCCAUGACUUCAUAAAGCGGAUCCAGACCAAAAUCAAAGAUCUUCUACAGCAGAUGGAAGAAGGGCUGAAGACAGCUGAUCCCCAUGACUGCUCAGCUUACACUGGUUGGACGGGCAUAGCCCUUUUGUACCUGCAGUUGUACCGGGUCACAUGUGACCAGACUUAUUUGCUGCGAUCCCUGGAUUACGUGAAGAGAACGCUUCGGAACCUGAAUGGCCGCAGGGUCACCUUCCUCUGUGGAGAUGCUGGGCCGCUUGCUGUAGGAGCUGUGAUAUAUCAUAAACUCAACAGUGAUUCUGAGUCCCGGGAAUGCAUCACAAAACUUUUGCAGCUCCAGAGAACCGUUGUGUGCCAAGAUUCAGACCUUCCUGAUGAGCUGCUUUAUGGACGGGCGGGUUAUCUGUAUGCCUUACUAUACCUAAACACGGAGAUUGGUCCAGGGACCGUGUGUGAAUCAGCUAUUAAAGAGGUAGUCAAUGCUAUUAUUGAAUCUGGUAAGACUCUGUCAAGGGAAGAGAGAAAAACUGAGCGCUGCCCCCUGUUAUAUCAAUGGCACAGGAAGCAGUAUGUCGGAGCAGCCCAUGGCAUGGCUGGAAUCUACUACAUGUUAAUGCAGCCAGCAGCAAAUGUGGACCAAGAAACCUUGACAGAAAUGGUGAAACCUAGUAUUGAUUAUGUGCGCCACAAAAAAUUCCGAUCUGGAAAUUAUCCGUCAUCAUUAAGCAAUGAAACAGAUCGACUGGUCCACUGGUGCCACGGUGCCCCGGGUGUCAUCCACAUGCUCAUGCAAGCACAUAAGGUUUUUAAGGAGGAGAAGUACUUGAAAGAGGCCAUGGAGUGCAGUGAUGUGAUUUGGCAGCGAGGUUUGCUACGAAAGGGCUAUGGGAUCUGCCACGGGACUGCUGGAAAUGGCUACUCAUUCCUGUCCCUUUACCACCUCACACAGGAUAAAAAGUACCUCUACCGAGCUUGCAAGUUUGCAGAGUGGUGUCUCGAUUAUGGAGCACAUGGUUGCCGCAUUCCUGAUAGGCCCUAUUCCCUCUUUGAAGGCAUGGCUGGCGCUAUUCACUUCCUCUCCGACGUCCUGGUGCCGGAGACGUCGCAGUUCCCAGCAUUUGAGCUUGGCUCUUCGAAGAGGAUUUAAAAGGUGCAAAAAGAUAACAAAUACCGGUUUGGACCAAACACCACCAGAUUGCCGAGUGCCUGACAUAGACCAACCGUGAAUCCUGAGAGAGAAAAGCAGAGCAAACACCCUCAAGUUACAGCAUGAGUGACAGAAACCACCGUUGGCGUUUUGUCACUGUGUCCCCUCACUGGUGUAAAAUACAAGUCCCUCACCCCAGACGCUCUGUAGUGUUUGCAUGUUUCUUGGUGUUUGUUGUCUGUAGGUGUAAGUUGUUCUAAAGGGAAACCCUUCUGCCGCACAAGCUCGUAGCUGGCUGUGCCCGCAUGUACAUAACAUGAAGUGGGGGUCUUCCACGUGGACACAGAAGGGAACAGUCAGGUGAUGUAUCAUAUCAGGAAGAGGUCUAGGGUGACAGCCUCGUGACAACACUGUCAGCAUUCUCUGCCGGCCCCUUUCAGACGAGCACGAUUCCCUCCUGUUCCACUCCAGAACCCGAGAACAUGCAGCCGAUGACGGUUUGCUGGGGCGCUUGGCGAGCUGCUGCCACGUGUCUCCUCUCUGUUCUGUGCUCCCCUCUGUGUUCUCGAGAAGCCAGGGCGCAGCAUGCACUGUUAGGGCUGCCACCCUCACAGAGGUUCCACGUACAGUGUGUGACGGUCAGGAGGCUCCUCACAGUCGGGGUGGCCAAGUGCUGGGCAGUGCGCUUCACAGUGCCAGGGGACACCAGGGGAAGCUUUUUAAUACUACACUGGCAAGAGCAAUGACACUGUUAAAGCAGACUCCACUUCAGACUCCCCAACGUUAUAAAUUAGUGUUGUAAGAGCAGUGGAUACGAUUCCAGAUGGGGGUAAACAGGACUGUGCUCAACUGCACCCAUGUCCCUGCAGUGACACUUAUUUCAAAAUUUAGGUAAGUUAUCAAAGUAUAAAUUUGGGAUGAAUACAUUUCUUAUUUUUUGUCCCCUUUUGGGUGAUAAAAUCAAAAGUACUUGUCUACAUUCACAGGUAUGGGAAAUGUAAUGUUCUAACCAAGAAAAUUAUGGCAUUAUCUGCCGACAUUUUCUAUUUUUAAAAAAUGAGCAUCAAUUUGGAUUCGCAUACACUCAGUAAUUCUGUCAUGUAGAUUUCAGUUUUUAGAAGGGUUUUGUCAUCGUGGUACAAGUGGUCUAGGACCUCCUAAGUACCUUCCGUCUUGCCAACUAAGGCGUGUGUCAUCAAAGACAAGAUGGGACUCCAUGGUCCUUGUCUGCAGGGACUGUCUGAACGUCUGUCAGGCCUAGUUUCCGCUCCUUUCAUGAAGGAGAAAGGACAUCACUGUAGAAGACAAGUCUCCUGUGCACGUGUGGUGUUUGGGGUGUGGCUGAGCCGUCUCUGUGGGGCCAGCACCUGAACACGCGGCUUUCGGCUUCCCAGGAUGCCUCACGCGUCUCUUUGCUGCAGACGCUCUUGCUUCCAGGACGUUACUGUUUCCUUUCACAUUAGUCUGAUGACUUCUGUGGGUGUAAAUCCUCACGAUCUUAUCUUAACUGACCUCCUGGACCUGCUCAUGGGCCUCUCAGGGCAGUCCAGCACCCCGUCCCCGAAGGCAGGGUGUGGAGCUGUUGUGCAGAGGACCUCGCAACACAUCAGGUCUCACCCAGUGUCAUCCAUCCUGCCCCACCCCCAGCACCCCCAGCUCAUCACACAAGAACACAGAACAGAGCUCACUAACGGGUCCUGUCCCCUUCCUUUCUCCGAGGAAGCCCGUGGGGCUGCACGGAAGCCACCCCAGGGCUCUCCAUACCGCCCCUCUCUGCAGGUGGAAGCCCUGGUUCUGGUUUGGCCACGUGUCUCCAGACCAGCAGCCGUGAGAGCGACUCCCUAGCAGUGUUCCUUCAUGAGCGUGUUUGAAAAAUACUAGUGUUUUAGAGGGAAAGAUAAAAUACCUGUGGAAUAAAUGGAGAUUUAUUUACAGAUUUUUUGUUAAAGCCAGCUGGGCUGACAUCUUACUUACCACUACAUAUUGACAGAUACGAUUCUGCAUUAGCCCACUUCCUCGAUGUGCUCCACGGGCUGCCGCGUGACAGCAGUUCCAGUGCUCAGUCCCUGAAGGCAGAGAGACAGCGCGUGCUUCACAGCAGACAGUUCACAGAGGCUGCUUUAAUAGUUACAAGUGUUUGAAAUCAGAUUUCAGAACAUCUCACAUUCAUUUCCUGGAUUUGUUCGUGUCUACAACUGUUCUCCAAAAUGUGUCUAAAUUUUAAAAAUAUGUACGUGUGCAAUACCAUUUUAAAAUUUAAAGGGAAGGAGUUGAUUUUCACACAAAGUGUAUGGGAUUCUUGAUUUGGUUAGUAAAAGACAGUUGUGGUGAU
Molecule: messenger RNA, 3658 nt
Organism: Galeopterus variegatus (Sunda flying lemur)
Lineage: Eukaryota; Metazoa; Chordata; Mammalia; Dermoptera; Cynocephalidae
Gene: LANCL2
Product: LanC lantibiotic synthetase component C-like 2 (bacterial)
Exons: 9
Coding region: 1-1326 (441 amino acids)
Biological process (GO): carbohydrate metabolic process; peptide modification
Cellular component (GO): plasma membrane
Source: RefSeq, a predicted model, not a curated record